AUGCACGAAGCAAAGUCUGUCAACACACCUUUUGCAGCUCAUUUCAAGCUAUCAUCCGCUUUGAGUCCUACUAAUGAGACUGAUAUGGCUUACAUGGCACGUGUUCCAUACUCUAGUGCUGUUGGAUCUUUAAUGUAUGCUAUGAUCUGCACACGCCCUGAUUUGGCUUAUGCUGUUAGCAUGGUUGAAGAAGCCUUCACAGAAGAGAAACCAUGUCAUGAUCAAAGUGUCCAGAUUGUUGCCUCUAAAGAAGAAACAGAGGAUAAGUCGGUUGAUUCUCAAGAGGACCAAAGAGAGAAAAAAGGUGAAAAAACUGAGGAAAGUGCCACCAAAACUGUAGAGUCUUGUUCAGAAAUUAAGCAAGAGGAAGAUACUGAAGAAAUCAAACCAAGCGUUGAAGGAGGCUUACAAGAAAAAAGCUACCACAAUGAAGGGCAGAUUUUGAAUGCAGCGCCUAAAGAUAUCCCUAAGGAAGAAGAAGUUGAGGACAUAAGAAUUGAUCCUCAAGAGGCAAGUGAGAAGUGUGAGAAUGGAGAAAAGGAAGAAAGAGAACAAGAGGCUGAGGAAAGUGUCGAUAAAUUUGUACAGUCUUGUUCAGAAACUGAGCAAAAGGAAGAUACUGAAGAAAUCAAACCACGUGUUGAAACAGAGGAGAAAACAGAACUCAUAACUGAUGAUUGCAUCACAUCACAAACAGAGCCUCAUGUAGUAAGUGCAGAACAUGAAAGAAAAAAUGAUGAAGCAAUUCAGAGUGAAGAAACUGUAAGCGAAGACACUAUUUCAGAGAAGGCUGGAUAUGAAGAAGGGUUAAAACUUUCGGACAAUUCCAAUAUUGCCCUGAAAGAGAAUGAAAUAGGAAGCAAAGUUGAAGAUGAAGAAAAGGAACAAGAGGACAAAUCAAGUGAUGCUCAAGAGGCAAGCGAGGAAAAAGUCAACACAAUUGUACAUGAAGAGACCAGUUCGGAGAAAGUUGAAUAUGAAGAAGAGGUCAAACAUUCUGAUAGUUCUAAUGUAGAGAUCAACGAGAAAACACUACCGAUUUUAAGCAAAUAUGAAGAUCUAGAAUGGAAACAAGAGGGCAACACUUUCGAAAAAGACCAAGGUGAGGAUACUCAUAGGGGAAGAUACAGAACUAGUGAAGAGACUAUCUUAGAGAAGGUUGAAUCUGAAGAAGGGUUACAAUUUUAUGACAGUUCCGAUAUCGCUUUAAAUGAGAAUGAAAUAACAUAUGAAGAAAAGGAACAAGAGGUUUAUAUUUCAGGAAAAGGACAAGGUGGUGAGGAUGAUGUUACAGAUGCAACGUGCAAAGAGAUCCUCAAGGAAGCAGAGGACAAACCAAGUGAUGCUCAAGAGGUAAUUCAUGUUCAUUAG
Molecule: messenger RNA, 1371 nt
Organism: Lactuca virosa
Lineage: Eukaryota; Viridiplantae; Streptophyta; Magnoliopsida; Asterales; Asteraceae
Source: the annotation of a GenBank genome assembly